This is a messenger RNA of Xenia sp. Carnegie-2017, 2009 nucleotides long. RefSeq names its product GATA-binding factor 2-like. The record is from RefSeq and is a predicted model, not a curated record. Lineage: Eukaryota; Metazoa; Cnidaria; Anthozoa; Malacalcyonacea; Xeniidae. Gene Ontology annotation, cellular component: nucleus. Gene Ontology annotation, biological process: cell fate commitment; negative regulation of transcription by RNA polymerase II; positive regulation of transcription by RNA polymerase II. Bases 307 to 1575 code for a protein of 422 amino acids. Gene Ontology annotation, molecular function: RNA polymerase II cis-regulatory region sequence-specific DNA binding; zinc ion binding; DNA-binding transcription factor activity, RNA polymerase II-specific. The transcript is spliced from 5 exons.
CUUUACGGCGCCCAAAAGCUCGAGCAACGUUCAUUUUUCUUGACAACUUUUAGGAGUACAAGUCACUCUCUCAAGGCAUCACGUCGAGAGGUUCAGACGCUGGCUUCAAAGCAAGCUAUUGUAAAAUCUUUUCCGUGCACGAAGCUACAUUUGCGUAUCGCUACUUUGUUCUUGGCAGCAAGCAAACGUUGUGGUCACGAUCAACAAACAACGGGUAGUCUGCUCGAGGAACUAAACAGGGUGGUACAUUUCUAGCUCGUAUUCAAAUAGAGUGUCACGCCGAUUUCGACCCUCUAUAAAUAGUAUAUGGCAAGUACGAGCGAAUCAAGAACGACAUCAAGUGACUCACAAGGUAGCAAUAGUCACUACAAAAUGCAGCAGACGAUGCCUGGAAGUUGCUCAAGUAUAGUUCCGACUCCUUCGUCUAAUCUCAAUCUUAUCGAACCCUCUCAAUUGCUACCUCCGGAUGAGGUCGACGUGUUUUUUCAUCACCUAGAUAGUUCGGGGAACGCUACCAACACUUGGCCGUAUCCUCCAGGCGCUAGAGCGCAUCCAUAUCGACCAACUAUGUGUCAAAUGACUGCCCAUGGUCCAACUGCGUUUCCUGAUUCACAAACUCAAGUCUCAGCUCAGCCUGGAAGCUGUAGCAGAGUAUUUCUUCCGACUGCACGAGUCCCAUCAAAUCAAGUAUGUCGACCGCAUCAUUUUCACACACCAAUCCAAUGGAUAGAAAGCAAAGCAGCGUCGAACUACGGUUGUUCUGUUGCAACGCCGCCAUCAGUCUGGUGUCCGCCAUUUGCACGUAGCUCAGGGUCGGUUUCUUCCCCUCAAGUUACUCAAGGUAGCUCAUCACUCGGUCAUUCUAUAUUCGCGUUUCCACCGACGCCACCAAAGGACUUACUUCAAGAUGGUUCAGUAAAGCCAAUGCUCGAGCCUUACGGUUAUCCUGACGAGAAAAGUCUUCUCAAGGCUGGCAUGCAAUUCUCCAGCUCGCGUUCUGACUCGUACGCACAACAAGUCGAGGGCAGAGAGUGCAUUAACUGUGGUGCAACGUCCACACCGUUGUGGCGGAGAGAUGGGAGCGGACAUUACUUAUGCAAUGCCUGUGGCUUAUAUCACAAAAUGAAUGGCUCGAACAGACCUCUUAUCAAGCCAAAAAGAAGGCUGUCGGCUGCUCGUCGAGCGGGAACAAGUUGUGCGAAUUGUGGCACCUCGCAGACUACAUUAUGGAGACGAAACGCAAAUGGUGAACCUGUAUGUAAUGCUUGCGGAUUAUACUGGAAACUGCACGCGGUGAAUAGACCCUUGUCGAUGAAAAAAGACGGAAUACAAACGCGAAACAGAAAGGUUUCGUCGAAAACGAAAAAGAACAAGAAGCACAGCGAUAUAAAACAAGAAGACGGCAAACAGGAUGGCAACCAUUAUAUAAGCAGUCAAGAGUCGAUGUUUCCAUUUCCCGGAUCAUCUGUUAUAAGCAGCCAGAUGAUACAUCCAUCAAUGAAACCUAUUCACCCACUACAUCCCGGGUUAUUUGCGCCUAUUGUUCCUCAACAUUCCCUAAGCAGUAUCAGUUGAGCGAUGAGAUCCUUCUGAACCCGCGUGGUUAUUCAUCGUGGGAGUCAAGCCUCCAUAAACAGAGGGUCGUCAGUUGCUCUUUUAACGUUACCCAAUCUCCAGCGGGGAACAAAAAUCCAUAGCAGAAUUUUGAAUACACAAUUUCUUUGCGGUUUUAAUUCAUAUGAAAAAAUACUUGCUAUUGGAGGUGAGGGGCGUUACUAUUAGCGUCCACAAUAGUCGUGACGCAAACAGAAGUAAUAUAUGUGGACCAAACACGUGAAUUGUACAGGUGAAAAAACAGUCAUACACAAAGUAUAUAAAAUUCGAAAAAUGACUUAGUAUUUAAUAAUGGAAAGGGCUGGAAAAAUAUUGAAACAGAUGUAUUAUAGUUUUUAUUCUUUCAGAUGAAGCCUAUAAGGAGUAUAUAUUACAUUAAAUAGAAACGAAAUCAA